This is a messenger RNA of Suillus subaureus, 1168 nucleotides long. RefSeq names its product kinase-like domain-containing protein. Gene Ontology annotation, biological process: protein phosphorylation. The coding region runs from base 59 to 1168 and encodes 369 amino acids. Gene Ontology annotation, molecular function: protein kinase activity; ATP binding. The record is from RefSeq and is a predicted model, not a curated record. The transcript is spliced from 8 exons. NCBI's taxonomy places the organism in Eukaryota, Fungi, Basidiomycota, Agaricomycetes, Boletales, Suillaceae.
AAGCCAGACCCCCAUUGCCAGCCUCCUCAAUGAACAUCACCCUACUUCUGACGUAGAAAUGCGCCUGAUUCGCAACUUUCACGUCCAGCAAACGAUCUCCGACGAUAUUAGGGUUCUCUGCAUCCAACCAAGUGAUAUCCUCAAAUACACCAGCUACCCAACCGCCUCAGGUGGUAUUGGAGAUGUUUACAAGUGUAUAUGGAACCGUGGUGCGAGUUCGGAUGAUGUGGCGGUUAAAGCCUCACAAUUCCCAAAUCUGAGUGAUCAUGAAUGUGUCAGAAUCAACAAGGAGCUUGACCGUGAGAUCUAUAUAUGGACCCCGUUGAAGCAUCAAUAUGUAUUGCCCCUACAUGGCAUUGUCGAGCAAUUCGGCUCAUUUCGAGCAUUAGUUUCCCCCUGGAUGCCGAACGGGACUUUGAACUCUUACCUUAAUACGCAUGAAACCCUCUCGAUGAUGGAUAGGCUUCGCCUCCUUAAACAAAUCGCCGAGGGGCUCCAAUAUCUCCACGACAAAGACGUGAUACACAGUGACCUCACCAACAAUAAUAUUCUGGUUGCUGCCGACGGUUCCCCUCGUCUUGCAGAUUUCGCCAUCUCGAAUAUCAUGGUGCAAUCCAAACCUGCCUUUGAAUACCACACCGGUGCACUACGUUGGGUCGCUCCAGAGCUCCUCGAUCCCCCGGAAGAUCAACCCAUACUAUGCACAACCAAAUCUACCGACAUAUAUUCUCUCGGCGGUAUCAUGCUUCAGGUCCUAUAUGGGAAACAGCCUUACUGGUGGUUGAAGAGCGCCAUACACGUUAUUUCUGCUAAGUUUAGACACGUAGAGCCCAUCGACUCCUCCAUCGAGAUCCAACCCAAUCACCUGGAUUUCAUGCGGCGGUGUUGGUCAAUGGAGAGCGAGUUAGACCUUGUUAUGCGGUGUAAUGGGCACGGACUGCAAGGGAAACCAAGGCCAAACCUCUAUAGCGGGAGGCUGCGGCUCUAUCUGUCGAGGACCGACUACGACAAGCCGCAGGACUACCGACUACGAGCCAGGACUCCUGCUACUGCGCCAGAACCCCUGGCACUCCCUGUGACCUGCGCCAGAUCUCCCCACUACAGCGGGAAUCCUCAGCAUACAUGCGUUGAGGUUUGCCACCCCGGUGAGGGAGUCACGAUAGCCUGA